Molecule: messenger RNA, 499 nt
Organism: Caenorhabditis sp. 36 PRJEB53466
Lineage: Eukaryota; Metazoa; Nematoda; Chromadorea; Rhabditida; Rhabditidae
Source: the annotation of a GenBank genome assembly
AUGUCAACAAAGUCCGUCGUCUCGCUUCCGACUCUUCGCAACUGUCCUUCUUGUGACAUUUCCACCCUUUCCGGCUCUUCUUUUACUCCGACGGACACUGUUACGCCCGGAACUGCCUACUUUCUACGGGGAGUGGAUCCUGUUAACUGGUCAGUUUCUCAUCACGCCGCAUUUUCUCCUGUGGAUUCUUCAGGUGCGACGUGGCUCAGAUUAACUGUAUACCGGAGGACGGAAGCAGUCAAACCGUGACUAUCAGUGUGAUCGUGGUAAUUCAGAGAAUUCACAUUUGAGCGCACUUCCGUUUUUCAGGAUUCGCAGAGCACGGCGGUGGCAACGGGAUGCGGAAGUGCGAGUUCGGCGGCCAAUGCGCUAUUGUGCAGUUCUGGAAAUGUGUGGACGUAUAAGUGAGUCAACAUCUCAACCGUUUCUAUUCCGUACUUGUUCCAGUGGCCGAUCGGAUUUCACUGUGGAAUGCCGGGUCUCUUCUACCACUUGCUAG